AAAAAGCGGCUGCCAAGGCGGCUCUCGUUGUCACUUGUUCAAAGCACGCCAGUCCGCAGCAGCCGAAAUGAAGACGACGCCUGUUCUCCUGUUUGUUGUGUUGGCGGUGGCGAUCUCGCUAGCAGAGAGUGCCCCCUCGCCUGCGAAGUCAGCCCCCGCCGCCGUCCCUGUUGAGCCGCACUCGGGCGGCGCCAAGGAGAAGCGCGGGGCCCUGGUGUACAACCCCUACGGAGGAUACGCCUACGCCACCUACCCAUCCUACUACUACAAUCCCUACUCGUACUACUCGUCCUACCCGUACACCUACGGGUACACUUACGGCUACCCCUCCUACUACUACCUUGGAUAAACGCACCCUGAACCACCUUCCCUCUACGCAGAGGGGAAGGGAAAAGGGCAACCUGAUUCGGACUGCCGCUAGCUAACUAAAUUCGCCCGGAUUUGAUAGUUAUUUAUAUGUAGUACUUUUAAUUAUUACAAAGAAGAAACCUUGUGAUUUUUGUGACCUUUCCCUUAACACCCCUCCCUUUCCAUGAGCCACCUCGAUUGCCACCCCUGUUAGCUGUUUGUAUCAUACACCGAAGUAUAAUCUACACAAAUUGCAGCCAGUACUCGAUAAAAUAAUAAUAAAAAAGACAAGUAUUGAUUUAA
Messenger RNA from Neocloeon triangulifer, 651 nucleotides. Its product is annotated as shematrin-like protein 1. The transcript is spliced from 2 exons. Bases 68 to 349 code for a protein of 93 amino acids. Lineage: Eukaryota; Metazoa; Arthropoda; Insecta; Ephemeroptera; Baetidae. The record is from RefSeq and is a predicted model, not a curated record.